AUGGACACUAUCAUCACCAACUUGCCGCCCAAUGUGGGAGCCAUUCUCAUCGAGAACAUCUCUAUCAUUCAAAUCAUAUCCAUGUUUUCUAUCGGUGCCUACAACGCCUUGGAGACAGGAAUCGCCGUAUUUGACUCUUUCAGACGUUACCGAGGGCUCUAUUUCUGGAGCAUGCAGGUAGCAUCAUGGGGUAUACUGGUCCAUACGAUCCCAGCUAUGAUACGAUUUCUAUCCCAGUCAUCUAACCUGGCCAUGUCCAUUCCGUUUAUAGUGGGGUGGUAUGCUAUGGUGACGGGACAAGCCAUGGUGCUCUAUUCCCGCCUGAAUGUGCUCGCGACGAACCCUCUGAAACUCCGCUGGGUGCUAUGGAUGAUUGUUGCAAAUUUUUUCACACUGCAUGUUCCGAUGACAGUACUCUUCUACGGUCUGAAUAGUGGUCACAGCGAAUUUGCCCGACCGGCAGCUAUCUACGAUCGGAUUCAGGUGACCGGAUUCUGUUUGCAGGAGUUGGUUCUCUCUGGAGUCUAUAUUCAUCAGGCAUUGGAACAAAGGAGGAGCAAGCGAAAUUUAUAUCACCAAGCGGACCGGAAAAUCAUCCUUCACUUACUUUGGAUCAAUAUCCUUGUUGUCUUCAUGAACAUACUGCUGCUCGUGGCCGAGUACAAGCUCCACUACAUUGAAGUCAGUCUCAAAACCGUGGUCUAUAGCAUCAAGCUGAAGCUGGAAUUCACGGUCUUGAAUCGUCUGCGAAAGCUGGGAUACACUUCGCCUCCUGCCCUAGCCUUUCAGAUGCCCGAAUACGCCAGGCAAGAGCGCGACAUUAAUCUGGUGGGACGAUCACGCCUACCCUCAUGCCCAGAAUCAAACUCCGAAUCUGUGCAUACGGUGUGCGAGAUCAAGGUACCACCUCGUGUCUCGCAACGACCUAGUAUUCAGGCGAAUCGUGAGGCCAAAUGCGAGACUCACACCGACGAUAUGAGACUCCCGUCGUCAAAUCAGUUGAUGGCUCCCUCAACUACCUCCUCAGAUCAGUUGGCCUCGUCCGUGCCUUCUCUGGAGUUGAAUCUUUCAAACUUCACGUCCAGAUUUGACAUGUAA
Messenger RNA from Penicillium brasilianum, 1098 nucleotides. NCBI's taxonomy places the organism in Eukaryota, Fungi, Ascomycota, Eurotiomycetes, Eurotiales, Aspergillaceae. The record is from the annotation of a GenBank genome assembly.